Aureobasidium melanogenum CBS 110374 is the source of this 2670-nucleotide messenger RNA. RefSeq lists its product as uncharacterized. Lineage: Eukaryota; Fungi; Ascomycota; Dothideomycetes; Dothideales; Saccotheciaceae. The record is from RefSeq and is a predicted model, not a curated record. The transcript is spliced from 3 exons. Bases 1 to 2670 code for a protein of 889 amino acids. Gene Ontology annotation, molecular function: zinc ion binding.
AUGCCUUCGUCUACAGGCCCCGUGAACGAGGAUACCCUCAUCACCAUCAAGAUCUCGUUCGACGAUUGCACCAAGAGACUCAAGCUGCCGCUCAAGGAUCUGAGUGCAAACACUCUUCCUAUCAAGCUCCGCCACCUUCUCUGCAUCGCACCCGAGCAACCCGUCAUCUUCGAGCGCUAUUCCGACUCCGCUGGCGGAUAUGUCGUCCUUGAUGACUCCAACCCUGCCGUCUUCAAGACUCUUAUCCGUGCUGCCAAGGCUAAGCUCAAGCUCAAGCUAAGGGCUUCCUCUCCCUCGCAGCACUCCAAGAUGGAUGCUCCUGCUUCAGAGCCAUCUAUCGCUCCCUCUUCCUCGGUCGCCCCUUCAAGAAGCGCCACUACUCUCGACCAACAUUCUAUCGGUCCCGGAAUCUUUGAGUUCCGUGAAGCACUUAGCUCCAUGAAGAAGUCCGACAUCGAGGCUCCUCUCCCUCGUCCUUUUGACUUCACUGCCAACUCAGUCGCUCAGGGUCCCAAGCAUGUCCUGCCGCUCCGUGUCGCCGCCCCAGUCGAGGUCGCCAAAGGACCAUGGACUAUCUUCUGCAAUGCUUGUGAAAAGAUUAUGCCCAAUGUCCACUAUCACUGCAGUGCCUGCGACGGCGGUGACUACGAUCUCUGCGAGACUUGUGUCAACCAGGGUGUCUCUUGUCUCGGUGAAGGCCACUGGCUCGUCAAGCGCUCUAUCCAAGAUGGUAAGCUUGUCAGCAGCACGACAGAGCGCUUCGCUCCUAAGUCUAAGACGACCACUGCACUCGCACCUACCUCUUCGCCUAAGCCCGAGACUGUCAAGGAGAUUCCUGGGGCCUUUACCGAAGACAUCCAUCCCCUGUCCGAAUCAUCCCGCACUUGCAAUGCCUGUGUUGUGACGCUUCCAGACCGCGACUUCGUCACAUGUAUUCAAUGUGAUGACUACGACCUCUGCUUGAACUGCCACACCAUCAAUACCCAUGGCCACCACCCCGGUCACCACUUCAAGCCCGCGGUCGAUGGUGCUGCUCUCUCGCUUGCCCAGGAGGCCCUUCUGCCCGCUGGCCGCAACUUCAGACACACUGCUAUCUGUGAUGGUUGUGACAAGAUGAUUCAUGGUGUGCGCUACAAGUGUUUCGACUGCCCUGACUUCGACUACUGCAGCGAGUGCCUCAAGAAUGCUCGUCACACUCAUCCUCGUCACCGCUUCGCCGCCAUUUAUGAGCAGUUCAAGGGUCGUCCUGCCUCGUCUGUCACCCACCACGGCAUCUAUUGCGAUGGCCCUCUUUGCAAGGGCAAGUCGCACCAGUCUUACAUCCAAGGUGUGCGAUACAAGUGUGUCGUCUGCCACGAUACAGACUUCUGCCAGAAUUGUGAAGCUCUGCCUUCUUCUUUCCACAACAAGACUCAUCCUCUCGUCAAGUUCAAGACUCCUGUCAACCACUUGACUAUCUCGACAGAGAGUGAGACCAAGCAUGGAGUUCGCAAGCUCGGUGAUCGUGACCCUGCUCGCAGCUCGAACACUCCUGCCAUGUUGAGCCGUGGACAGUCAGCCAAUGCUACUGCUCCAGUCAAGACUGUCGCUGAUAUCAAGCCGUCGCCUCAAGCGGAAGAGAAGGUGUUCGACGAAAAGAAGGCCGAGGAGAAGGUGGCAACAGUUUCUGAGCUAGCCGUGGCCGCUUCUUCGCCCAAGGCUCCUUUGCGCCUGCCCGAGGCUGUCUUUAUCGCUGACCGUGUUCCCGACGGUACCGUCAUUGCUCCUAAUGCUCGCUUCGUUCAAUCUUGGACCCUUCGUAACCCCGGCCCCCUCUCUUGGCCUGCCGGUUGUAGUGUCCGCUUCGUUGGUGGUGACAAUAUGCUGAACAUUGACAACACACACAUUGCAGCUGCUUCCGACAUCGCCGAAGCUAGUGAGAGCAACGUGAUUGGUCGUGAGGUCCUUCCUGGCGAGCAAGUGCCCUUCACCGUGACGAUGAAGGCACCUGCUCGUGAAGGAAAGUGCAUCAGCUAUUGGCGUCUCAAGUCUGCAGACGGCAUGCCUUUCGGUCACAAACUUUGGUGUGACAUUGAUGUCAAACAAGCUCCAUCAACUAUUGCUGAAGCUGCAUCCAUGCCUCGUUCUCCCAUUACCGUUCAGCCUUCGCCCCAGGCACAGAGCUAUUAUGCUCUGUAUAAGGAGCGCAUGAACGCCUUGAAGACACACCUUGACCAGACCAACGCAAUGCCUGCUGCCGCUGUUACAUCAGACACAGUCUCGCAGGAGGCACAGCAACCCGCUAAACCUGUCGCGCCUGAAUCUUCCAAGACUCCUGCCGAAGCAGAGGUUGAGGUGCCCGAGUCAGAGCAUGAAGAAGAGUUGAAGGGCAGCCACAUGGUGUUCCCCACUUUGGACAAGGAGAGCCCUACGAGCUCAACCUACCAGUCCUUCAGCGGCUCGGGUAUGAGCAAGAAGGCACACGAGCAGACCGAGCAGGCCUCUCAAAGCUCCGAAGUUGCCGAUAGUGUCGCUAGCGACGACGAGGGCUUCGAAGACAUUAGUGAUGACCUCGAAGUUCUCAGCGCCAACGAAAACGAGGAUGAGUCUGAGGACGAUGGCUUCCUCACUGAUGAUGAUUACGACAUUCUUGACGCCAGCGACCAAGAGACUGUUGCAUCGAUGAAGUAG